This is a messenger RNA of Peromyscus maniculatus bairdii (prairie deer mouse), 1561 nucleotides long. It is a transcript of the gene Hmces, whose product is annotated as 5-hydroxymethylcytosine binding, ES cell specific. Lineage: Eukaryota; Metazoa; Chordata; Mammalia; Rodentia; Cricetidae. Gene Ontology annotation, molecular function: single-stranded DNA binding. The record is from RefSeq and is a predicted model, not a curated record. Gene Ontology annotation, biological process: protein-DNA covalent cross-linking repair.
GACCGGCGUGCUGCAGGCCCCUCCCCUGGAGCCGAGCGGGUGCGCGCUGGGCGGUAUUGCGGUCUCCCGGGCUGGCGAGUGUGGCUGGUGUGAAUGCAAUCGAGAGCUCUAGCCUUUCUUGCGGAAAUGUGAGCCCAUCGAAAUAAACCCCGGGGGGAACGGCUUGCUCGCUGAACACUGAAGCCGUGCCCUGUAGUGGCCGCGACAGUCUGACCCCGACCUUAUGGAUCGUCCGUGAAAGAGGUGGCCUCGAUGGCCGGGAGGACGCUGGGACCUGGGGAGUAAAGCCUUGCGUUUUGUGACUUUAUAGGUCUGAGGGGCAGCGCUGAGAAUGUGCGGGCGAACGUCCUGCCACUUGCCUAGAGAUGUUCUCACGAGGGCCUGUGCCUAUCACGAUCGCCAGGGCAGGCGGCAGAUCCCGCAGUGGAGGGACCCCGAGAAGUACUGCCCCUCCUACAACAAGAGCCCUCAGUCCAGCAGCCCAGUGCUUCUCUCCCGGCUGCACUUUGAGAAGGUUCCUCUGGGAAAAGGACGGCGCUGUGUUGUUUUAGCAGAUGGAUUCUACGAGUGGCAGCGGUGUCAGGGAACAAGCCAGAGACAACCAUACUUCAUCUAUUUUCCUCAACUCAAGACAGAGAAGUCUGGUGGGAAUGAUGCUUCAGACAGCCCUGACAGCAAGGAAAAGGUCUGGGACAACUGGAGGCUGCUGACCAUGGCAGGGAUCUUUGACUGCUGGGAACCUCCAGAGGGAGAGCGCCUGUAUUCCUACAGCAUCAUCACAGUGGAUUCCUGCAGAGGCUUGAGUGACAUCCACAACAGGAUGCCUGCCAUACUGGACGGAGAAGAGGCAGUCUCGAAAUGGCUUAACUUUGGUGAGGUCACCACUCAGGAAGCUCUGAAGUUAAUCCACCCCAUAGACAAUAUCACCUUCCAUCCAGUUUCUUCAGUGGUGAACAACUCCCGAAACAACACUCCUGAGUGUCUGGCUCCUGCUGACUUGGUGGUUAAGAAGGAGCCCAAGACAAGUGGCAGCAGUCAAAAGAUGAUGCAGUGGCUGGCUACAAAGUCACCCAAAAAAGAAGCCCCCGAGUCACCCAAGAAGGAUGAGUCAGGUGUACCCCAGUGGUCCAGCCAGUUUCUACAGAAGAGCCCAUUGCCUACUAAAAGAGCUGCCCGCAGCAGCCUCCUGGACCGGUGGCUGAAGCAGGAGAAGGAGGAGGAGCCCGUGGCCAAGCGGCCUCACAGUCUGACACAGUAAAUGACUGGAAUUGUGUCUUUACUGGGAAGUGGUAGCACAGUGUCAGCUGUCAGUUGUGGGCCUAGGAGGGAUAUGGCUACUGUGGGACUGCCUGAGAAGAAAAGGAGGACGGCCGUGGCCCUCUGUGGGCCUCCACCCAUGCUGGCUCCGCUGGGAGGCUCGCCUCCAGCUGGGGGCUUUUCUUCUGCUCUGGUGUCCCUGGCAGGAGGCUCUUCUCAAUCUCUGGGUUCUAUUUUAGAGUUAAGUUCUUAAAAUGUAUUUUGUUAUAAAUAAAUUAUGUUUGAUAAACCUUGGCUGGCAAGA